AUGGCGAUGCCCUCGGUGUUGAAGGAUGAGCAGGGCCGUCCGUUUAUCGUUGUUCGCGAUCAAGGAAGGAAGAAGAGACAACAUGGCACGGAGGCUGUGAAGGCACACAUUGUUGCUGCCAAGACGGUGGCCAACAUUGUGAAGACUUCUCUGGGCCCCCGUGGCUUGGACAAAAUUCUCAUUUCCCCCGACGGCGAUAUCACGGUCACCAACGAUGGCGCAACUAUCCUCGGCCAGAUGGAAAUUACCAAUAACGUCGCUAAACUGCUCGUCGAGCUCUCCAAGUCACAGGAUGAGGAAAUCGGUGAUGGAACAACAGGUGUUGUGGUUUUGGCUGCUGCCAUGUUGGAGCAAGCUGCGGAUUUGAUUGACAAGGGCAUCCACCCUAUCCGGAUAGCCGACGGCUACGACCAAGCUUGCGAGAUCGCCCUCGCAGAGCUUGACAAGAUUAGUGAUGAGAUCCCCUUCUCACGCGAAGAUACCAGCAACCUGCUCAAGGUUGCCAAGACCAGUCUGGGCAGCAAGAUUGUUUCCAAAUCUCACGACCAGUUCGCCAAGAUCGCUGUUGAUGCUGUGCUGUCCGUGGCCGAUCUGGACCGCAAGGAUGUUGACUUCGAAUUGAUCAAGGUGGAUGGCAAGGUUGGCGGUGCUCUUGAGGACUCCCUUCUUGUCAAGGGUGUUAUCGUCGACAAGGACUUCUCUCACCCCCAGAUGCCCGACGAGGUUCUGGAUGCCAAGCUCGCUAUCCUGACCUGCCCCUUCGAGCCCCCAAAGCCCAAGACCAAGCACAAGCUGGAUAUCACCUCCGUUGAAGAGUUCAAGAAGCUUCAGGAUUACGAGCAGGAGAAGUUUGCCGAGAUGAUUCAGAAGCUUAAGGACUCAGGUGCCAACCUGGUCAUUUGCCAAUGGGGUUUCGAUGAUGAGGCCAACCACUUGCUCCUUCAGAACAAGCUGCCUGCUGUCCGGUGGGUUGGUGGUCCCGAAAUUGAGCUGAUUGCCAUUGCCACAAACGGCCGCAUUGUGCCCCGCUUCGAGGAUUUGUCCGCCGACAAGCUGGGUACUGCUGGCCGUGUCCGUGAGAUGACUUUCGGUACCACGAGGGAGAAGAUGCUGGUCAUUGAGGAGUGCGCUAACAGCCGGGCUGUCACUGUCUUCAUCCGUGGUAGCAACAAGAUGAUUAUCGACGAGGCCAAGCGGUCACUACACGAUGCCCUCUGUGUGGUCCGCAACUUGGUCCGCGACAACCGCGUUGUUUACGGCGGUGGUGCUGCCGAGAUUGCCUGCUCCAUCGCCGUGGAGGAUGCCGCUGUCAAGAGCCCUGGUAUUGAGCAGUACGCUAUGCGCGCCUUCGCUGAUGCGUUGGACGCGGUUCCUUUGGCCCUUUCCGAGAACUCUGGUCUGAGCCCCAUCGAGACGCUGGCUUCCAUCAAGUCGCGCCAGGUCAAGGAGAAGAACUCCCGCCUUGGUGUUGACUGCAUGCUGACUGGCAGCAACGAUAUGCGUGCGCACUUUGCUAUCGACCCUCUUAUUGGCAAGCGCCAGCAGCUCCUGCUCGCUACCCAGCUUUGCCGCAUGGUUCUCAAGAUCAACAACGUCAUUAUCUCUGGCGAUGACGACGCCGAGUUUUAG
Penicillium daleae is the source of this 1629-nucleotide messenger RNA. RefSeq names its product chaperonin-containing T-complex subunit CCT5. The transcript is spliced from 10 exons. The coding region runs from base 1 to 1629 and encodes 542 amino acids. Gene Ontology annotation, molecular function: ATP hydrolysis activity; ATP binding; ATP-dependent protein folding chaperone. The record is from RefSeq and is a predicted model, not a curated record. Gene Ontology annotation, cellular component: chaperonin-containing T-complex. Gene Ontology annotation, biological process: protein folding. NCBI's taxonomy places the organism in Eukaryota, Fungi, Ascomycota, Eurotiomycetes, Eurotiales, Aspergillaceae.